Malaya genurostris is the source of this 921-nucleotide messenger RNA. RefSeq names its product BLOC-1-related complex subunit 7 (gene BORCS7). Gene Ontology annotation, cellular component: BORC complex. The transcript is spliced from 2 exons. The record is from RefSeq and is a predicted model, not a curated record. Lineage: Eukaryota; Metazoa; Arthropoda; Insecta; Diptera; Culicidae. Bases 354 to 671 code for a protein of 105 amino acids.
UUUAUUUAUUUCCUCUUCUAUUAAUUACCAAACGCAUUUGAACGUUUAUCACUUAACUCUUCGUGUAAAAUGAUACCCGAAACCUUCGACUUUCAAACAGAAUUGUAAAAUCCAAGAAAAACGUUAUGAUGACGUCACAAUAAUCGAAAAAGAAAGUGAACAAAGAGGAACUGUCGCUUGCUCUUACGUCCAUUUGAAAAAUCAACCGAGAAAUAUCGAAGUUUUUUUGUCAUCAAAACAAGUGAAAAUAAUUUCUGUUUUAAUAAAACUAGCAAAAAUUAUUGAGAGUGCAUCAUUUAGCACAUUAAUAGUUAAAGUUCAAAUAUUCAAUAGAUAUUUUCUGUGUUCAGAUAAUGGCUUCGGCCUCCAGCAGUAGUGCUAAAAAUCUGUUCAGCGAUUCUAAAAGACGACUAGCAGAACGAGUGGCUGUGAAUGUGAACAACGCCUCUUCGGUUGCUCGACAAAUCGUUCGUGGAUCAAAAUCCAAUGAAAUACUUAUGCAAGCGGCGAAAAAUUUCGCUUACCAUGAGAGCUCAGUAGACAACAGCAUUCAGAAUUUGAAGAAAAUGGAUAUCAUUUUUCAGCAUAUGAACUAUCAAUACGAAGCGAUUCAGCAGGCAGCGGAAAAGCUUGAGUAUGUGGAAGAGCAAGUGAACGCCAUGGAAAGAUGAUACGGAAAGAUGCAACGGACCGGCGAGCAGCCCCUGCAUUAUUACUGAUGAAAAUAAUCAAACUGCUGCGCGCUCUGGUGACAAGCUGCUGCUUUGUCUUAGUUGUCAGUGCGGAGAGUAAACUGUCAAAAAAUUCCGCCAAAAGAAAUUAUGUUUACAUUCCAUUUGGUGGAGAUCGCUUGCGUGGAAUCUAAAAUAAUAAGUUAAAAGUUACUGAAUAAACCGAUAAUUUACGUUACUUGAUAAGAAA